This is a messenger RNA of Colletotrichum tamarilloi, 417 nucleotides long. RefSeq lists its product as uncharacterized. The record is from RefSeq and is a predicted model, not a curated record. Bases 1 to 417 code for a protein of 138 amino acids. NCBI's taxonomy places the organism in Eukaryota, Fungi, Ascomycota, Sordariomycetes, Glomerellales, Glomerellaceae. The transcript has a single exon.
AUGACUGGAUUUCAGUUCUUGUUCGUUUCGACUUUUUAUCAAACCUUUAGGGGGCGCUCAACAUCACAUCAUGUAUCGGGUCAGGCGACGAUCCUCGACCAUUUGUUUUUGUAUACGGAUUGUUCUAUUGGACAAGGAGUUGGAAAUACCAUGGAGGCCCAAGGGAACAGCCGACACUGGGAAGAGAUAGGAGACAGAAGACAGGGAAACCGCAAAGGGCGCAACAAAGAGAAAAAAGCAAAUGGCAUUUUUGGGGGGAAUACCACAGAGGACCGGACGUACCAAACCAACCCGAGGAAAGAGAAGCGGAGGAGCGGGAAGGAUUUUGGCAAGGAAGGGAAUUUUUCUCCUCUGCCGGGAAACUCGAUUUGUUCUGUGGGGGCCUGUGAAGACUUGCAAAGGUCUAGCUGCUCUUGA